Nerophis lumbriciformis (worm pipefish) is the source of this 1893-nucleotide messenger RNA. The record is from RefSeq and is a predicted model, not a curated record. NCBI's taxonomy places the organism in Eukaryota, Metazoa, Chordata, Actinopteri, Syngnathiformes, Syngnathidae.
CUGUGUAAAAAAACAUUGUUGCUCGUUUAAUGUUCGCCAAAAGGUGAUGGCUGUGGACAUACACUGCUCGGCUCAGAGUCUGGCACUUUGGCCUCACAAAACUACCCAGGAACAUAUCCUAGUAACACCUGGUGCAAGUGGAAGCUCCGUGUCCAAGAAGGGCGCACAUUGCGACUUCUUUUUGGGGAUUUUGACAUCGAGAGCAGUCCCGGGUGCAUCAACGGCUCUCUCGUCAUCACGGAUAGAAAUGGACAUUCCAUCUUAGGUCCAGUGUGUGGGAAGCUAAAUGCAUCACAAAAGAAUAUGACCCUUACUAGCAAGGAAGUGACAGUUACCUUCAUGUCACGGUCACAUCGGUCUGGACGAGGGUUUCUACUAUCUUACGCCACAGAUCUUUAUCCAGAUGUCGUCUCUUGUUUACAACGAGGGUCUCAUUUCAGCGCGCCACAUUUUAGUGUUUACUGUCCUGCCGGGUGUAAGAAUGUGACAGGAGAAGUUUGGGGAGGUCCAGAUCGGGGUUACCGGGAUACAUCAGUGCUGUGUAAGUCCGCGGUACACGCCGGAGCGACGUCCGACAAUCUCGGAGGUCGUGUGAGCGUGAGCCGUGGGAAAAGCCUCACGCUCUACGAGUCCACCUUCUCCAAUGGGAUCCUCACUAAAACGGGGUCGUUGUCUGAAAAGAAGCUGGUGUUUACUCAAGAAUGUAACAAAAUCCUGGCGGUAUACGGUUUAAACGCCUCAUCUUUUGGAAACCAAGAGAGCCACGAGUAUAAAUUGUCUUGGUCCGGCAGAAACGUGCAUUCUGGACACGAAGGGCUGAUCUGGACCGCAAAGUGGGAUGAUCUAUCGCCCUGGGUGGAGCUUGGACUCACUGAUAAAAGCAUAAUCACAGGAGUUAUCACAUCCGGGUCCAGCGAGAACCACAUCAAAUCUUACAUCCUCCUUUUCAGUAAAGACAGAAAGAACUGGAAAGUGUACAAAGAUGCUGUCAGCAAAGAAGAAAAGGUGUUUGAGUCCUACGCAGACGGUCACCCAAGGGUGCUCAAUAGCCUUUUUCCCCCGGCCACGGCUCGUUUUGUCCGCAUGCGCCCUCAGAGCUGGCGAGGCCAAGCUUCGGCUCAGCUACAAAUCCUUGGCUGCCAUGUCAAGGUCACGCCUAGGUCUCACUCACCUCAAGAAUUUACGCCCAGCAAAGCUUACACUCUGACUCCCAACAACACGUCACCCACAGAAGGUCCAGUUUUAGUCGAAUCCGGGCAGAGAUCCAGUCCGGCAGCCAUCAUUGCGGUGGGCGUAGUCUUUGGGCUGGUCAUGUGCUUCGGUUGUUUGUUGGCUGGAGUCUGGUGGAGGAGAAGGAAAAAGGCUUCCCAAAUGAAGUACUCCGUGCCAAUAACAGGUUGCCAGACUUUCCAGGUGAAGACUCUCCCAUGUCCUCCAUCAGAGCUUAUCUCCUACCCUCUGCAGCGAAAUAUCCACGAUGACCUACCGACCCCCCCACUCAAUGACUACGCCCAACCCGCAAUCGGACAGAAGAUGGGCUCUACAUUUCGGCCUGCCUCAGAAGAAGGCUACACCAUCCCCUUCACGUUCACCCACUACGACUCUCCAGGAACCCUCCCAGAAUACGCAGAGCCGCUCCCGCCAGAACCCGAAUACGCAACCCCUUUCAGUGAGCAGGAGUGUUCACCCUCAACAGGGGGUACCACACACAGGCCCCCGACAUCGGCAUCUCCCGGCCCACCCAGGAGUUACGACUGCCCAUCCCACAGGAUGUUGGACAACGGCUACUGCACUCCCGCCGUACGUGCCAACACGCCACGACCUGUCAGCACUGUCUAUGCCGAACCCAAGUCAUGUUACUCUUUACUGCAAAAGUACGACGAACCUUUGUGA